Molecule: messenger RNA, 1443 nt
Organism: Geodia barretti
Lineage: Eukaryota; Metazoa; Porifera; Demospongiae; Tetractinellida; Geodiidae
Source: the annotation of a GenBank genome assembly
AUGCCCGCAAAGAAGUUGGUAUACGCUGAAGACGCACGCAAAUCGCUGCGCACCGGCAUCGACAUUCUGGCCGACUCGGUCAAAAUUACCCUGGGCCCCCGUGGUCGCAACGUCGUGCUGGACAAGAAGUUUGGUCCCCCCCUUAUCUGCUCCGACGGCGUGACCAUCGCCAAAGAGAUCGAGCUGCCCGACGCCUUCCAGAACAUGGGCGCGCAGCUUCUUAAAGAAGCCGCCACCAAGACCAACGACGCCGCCGGCGACGGCACCACCACCAGCAUCGUGCUGUCCCAGGCCAUCAUCCACGAAGGGUUCAAGAACGUUACCGCCGGCGCCAACCCCAUGGCCAUCAAACGUGGCAUCGAGCACGCAGUGGCUUGCAUCGUAACCGAGCUGCAGGGGAUGUCCCAGCCGGUGGAGACCCGCGAGCGCAUCGGACAGGUAGCCUCCCUCUCCGCCCAUGAAGACGCCAUCGGCGAGACCAUCGCCGAGGCCAUGGAGAAGGUGGGCAAGGACGGCGUCAUCACCGUGGAAGAGUCCCGCGGACUGACCGAUGAGAUUGAGUACGUCGAGGGGAUGCAGGUCGACCGCGGCUACACCUCUCCUUACUUCAUCACCAACACCGAGCGGAUGGAAGCCGUCAUCGAAGAUGCCUACCUCAUCAUCACCGACAAGAAGGUUUCUGCCGUUGCCGACCUGGUGCCGGCCCUGGAAAAGCUGCUGCAAGCCGGCCAGAAGAACGUGGUAAUCGUCGCUGAGGACGUGGACGGCGAGGCGCUGGCCACUCUGGUCGUCAACAAGCUGCGCAGCAUCAUGAACGUGCUGGCCGUCAAGGCGCCCGGCUUCGGCGACCGCCGCAAGGCGAUGCUGGAAGACAUUGCCAUCCUGACCGGCGGCACCGUCAUCAGCGAGGAGACCGGCCGCCACGGUUCGGAAGAAGCGAUCCAGGCCCGCAUCAGCCAGAUCAAGGCCCAGAUCGAAGACACCACCUCCGAGUACGACCGCGAGAAGCUGCAGGAGCGGAUGGCCAAGUUGUCCGGCGGCGUGGCCGUCAUCAAGGUCGGAGCCGCAACCGAGAUCGAGCUGAAAGAGCGCAAGGCCCGGGUGGAAGACGCCCUGUCGGCCACCCGUUCCGCCGUGGAAGAAGGGAUUGUCCCUGGCGGCGGAGUCGCUCUGGUGCGUGCCCAACGGGCUCUGGACUCCAUCGAAGGAUUGACGGUCGAUGAGAUGGUGAAGCAUCAGUCCGAUGACUACGGUUACGACGCCGAGCUGGGCGAAUUCGGCCCCAUGCUCGAGCGCGGCAUCAUCGACCCGGUAAAGGUUACGCGCUCCGCAUUGCAGAAUGCCGCGUCCGUGGCCGCCAUGGUGCUCACCACUGAGUCCAUGAUUACUGAAAUCCCCGAGCCGGGGCCGGGCAUGAUGGCUGCCCCCCAGAUGGAUUUCUAG